AUGUCGGUCACAAUCCCUCUGAAGACUCUCCCAGCAAACCGACCCGAAUCUGGUGAGAAGUCCAUCGGAUCCCCGAUCGAACACAUUUAUUCGACAUCGCCCGCAGAACACAUUGCCAAACCUUCGGAACAAAAACGCCAAUAUGCGACCGGUCUAAUUGGGGGUUCACUAUCCCUUCCCGACAAAUCGCUUGGAGCUAGCGAUCUCAUCUUCCCAGUCGACUCGAGUGACCACCCGCUCUUCCCUCCUCUACCAGUCUACGGUCCACCAAAUUUCGCUCGCAACCUGCAAUACUUUGCAUUUCGGACUGCAUCAUUCGUUCUAUCACUCGCCUUCCUGACUUUUAUAUUUUUUGGCGCAAUAGCAUGUAUUAGUGGGGCGGCUUUAUCGAACGCGAUUGCACGAUUAUUUGGCCAUCAGACCGGUCCAGAGAGGAUCUUCCAUACUGAGGAGCAAACGCGUCGAUCGCAACGAGCUGAUUCCGAUCGCAAAUGGCAUAUCCGACGACAGAAAAAAGAUGUGGACGAAGAGCAGGGACCUGAUGAAUGUCCUGCUCUGGAGGGGGGUAGGGAUCCCAUCGUUUGCGACGUUGCCUACUAUGCUAGACGGGUCGGUCUAGACGUGGAGACAUUUCGAGUCCAAACGGAAGAUGGUUUUAUAAUUACACUGUGGCAUGUAUAUAAUCCACAAGAGUAUACAACUCUCUCUCCGGAACAGAGACGUGAGCGAGGCUCCGCGGUAUUCACUGGAGCUAGGGAAGAUAACCCGUCACACCACAAAUCUGCGCGCCGGUACCCCGUUUUGUUAAUCCAUGGACUAUUACAAAGUGCUGGAACUUACUGCACGAAUGACGAUGACAGUCUUGCAUUUUAUCUGUGCAAAUCGGGAUAUGAUGUUUGGCUGGGUAAUAAUCGAUGUGGGCUGGACCCAGAACAUACUACUCUUUCCUCGUCUGACCCUCGUAUGUGGUCAUGGGAUAUCCGACACCUAGGUGUCCUCGACCUGACAGCGCUAACCUCACGGGUUCUGUAUGAAACGGGAUUCGAUAAGUUAGGAUUGGUCUGCCAUUCUCAAGGCACAACCGAAACAUUUGUUGCGCUUUCAAAGGAGCACCGUCCUGAUCUUGGCGAACGAAUCUCUGUGUUCUGUGCUCUUGCACCAGCUGUGUAUGCCGGGCCGCUCGUCAGGAAACCCUAUUUUCGGUUCAUGCAAAUUCUUUCACCAGCAAUGUUCCGUGUUGUCUUCGGGAUUCACGCUUUCAUUCCGUUCAUGAUGACUUUUCGACGUUUCGCUCCCCCAAGGGUGUAUGGUACCCUUGCAUAUUGGGUAUUUUCGUUCCUUUUCGGCUGGUCCGAUGCUCGGUGGGAACGCGAUCUCCGCCACCGGAUGUUCCAAUUCGCUCCCGUAUAUGUCAGCGCCGAGUCGAUGCGCUGGUGGCUUGGUAGCGAAAGCUUCGCCAAACAUGGAUGUAUCUUGAGCCCUGCCGUCGAGUCAAAGUAUCAAUUGAGUACGAAUGAUUGCAUUUCACCUGGGAGUGAGCAUGGUGAUAAUCCUGGGGAUCCAUGCCUUGGCUCUCGAAGCGAUUGUGCUUGGUUUGGCCCUCAAACACCUCCCUUUGCUUUAUGGGUUGGUGGCUCUGACGCAUUAGUUGAUGGCCGAAGACUUCUUCGCCGUUUUCAAGACGGUCUUGAGCCACAUGUCCGAGUUGUUCAUUCCAAGAUCAUUGAUGAAUAUGAGCAUCUCGAUGUUCUCUGGGCCAUAGAUUCCAUUGAGCAAGUUGGCAAAGAGGUACGCCAGGUAAUUUGGAAAACAAUACCGGAGGAGACCCGUGUUAAAUGCCGAGUCCCAUCUGGGGUUCAUCGUGGAUAA
Penicillium angulare is the source of this 1869-nucleotide messenger RNA. RefSeq names its product putative ab-hydrolase associated lipase. NCBI's taxonomy places the organism in Eukaryota, Fungi, Ascomycota, Eurotiomycetes, Eurotiales, Aspergillaceae. The record is from RefSeq and is a predicted model, not a curated record. The coding region runs from base 1 to 1869 and encodes 622 amino acids. Gene Ontology annotation, biological process: lipid metabolic process. The transcript has a single exon.